UGAUACGGAAAUAAUUUUUAGUUUGUAAUUGUCGAAGUACAUAAUGGGCUGUAUAGUUAGAAAAAAAAAAUGAGUAAGAUAAGCUAAAAUAUGAUUUUUUACGGGGUUUUCCUUUUCUUUCUCACAAGUCACCGAGGCGCAGAAGGGUGUGUAGGGUUUUAUGCGCCGUGCUGUGCAGGUGAAUUCUGGAAUGCAACAAUUAAGAAAUGCAUAGCUUGUCCAAUAGGGUACCACGGAUUAAAUUGCAGUGAGCGUUGUGACUACCCUUAUUAUGGGAAAGACUGCACUGAAGGCACCUGCUUAAAUGUAUGUGAAAAGGAAUUGUGUGAUAUAGCAACGGGGUGUAGACAGAUAACUACGAAAGAGGAAAAACCAACAGGACUUGACCUUCUAACUUCCGAGACAACAUCGGAGCUCAGUACGAGAAAUACCACGCUGUGGGACACAUUAAUAUCUGUCAGAAAAGAGGAGAAACCAGACAGGAAUCAGAGCACAAUUUUUACUUUUGAAAAUCCGAUUCUUUUGAUCAUAUUAGGUGUUAACUUUGUUUUCUUUGUUAUCAUUUCCAUAUAUGUUUGUAACAAGGUGAAGAACGCAUGCUCCCCCACUCCGAGUGCUGAGGAAAAAAACAUAAAGAACCUGGACAUUAAUCUUGAUCCCUACCAAGCUUUACAAACUGAUACAUAUGCCGAGAUUGCAAUGGACUAUAACAUGUUGAAUGAAGUCGGUGUUUCCGUGGAAAAGCCUUCCGUCGUGAAGGUCGAUUCUCCUCCCACCUCCAACAAGGGGGAACGUUCUGAUUAUGACGACAUUGCCAAUGUUGUUGAGCACAAAUGAAAUAAGGGCAAACAUAGAAACUUGUGAAUCAUGGUUAGAACGUAUUUUUCGAAAUGCUUUUCAUAUUAUAAUAUCUAUUGAUAGACAGGUACAUUGCUUUGAAUGCACCUAUAUUAAUUCAUUUACUCAUUCAUUUAUUCAUCCAUUCAUUCAUUUACUGGGUAUUUAUUCAUUCAUUCAUUCGUUUAUGUAUCGUUUUAUUUAUUAAUUGAUUUUAGUAUUAUUCUGCCAACUCCUUCCCAUUUAGUGCUUUGCUCUAUAAACUUUUUAAACUCAAUAAAACAUGUAAAUGAAUAAAUUCGUAUAAUAUAGUUAUGCCAUAAAUUUUCAUCAAUAAUUUAAAGCUAUACACGCUAUAAUUUGCGUCAAUUUUGAAUGACAGUGAAAACGCAUGUGUUUGUCUAGUUAUAAAAGUUAUCCUUAAUCUGUAAAUUACAAUGGUGAAUUCCAUCUCGUUACAAAGAUAUAGAUUUUUAAUUGUUUAUUUUUCUGCUAGGAAAAUAUACCUUUUCAUGAAUAUUGAUGAAGGAAGAGCGAAACCGACCUCAUUACGCAUGUCCGCGGAGAACUAGGUGGUCGUUAUUUUUUGCCUAAUUAAAUAUCCAACUUGAUUUUUAAUAUGCUUAACAGUUGUUAGUUUGAAAUACAUACAUGUAUAAUGAAUAAAAUACGUUUGUCAUUCACGAUAUUAACACUUAUAGGAUCUAUAAAUAGCACAUAGGGGAAAAACACAGGUGUACGUCAUUUUUUUAAAGGAAGUAUUCAUAUCUACUCACAGGCUUGUAUUUUUUUCUUUUUUUUGUACUCGUAUAUCGGAGAAAUGUAUGCUUUACUGAAAAUACCCUUUCCUUUGUGAAACUAUCACAAUUAUGAAGAUGUUGACUCUUCACCAGUUGUGGUAUGAUAGACUAAAUUUAGCUGUCGAUAUCACGUGAUAGAUUGAUAUUCACGAGGAGGCAUUACUUUCCUGGCAGGAAAAUAAAUAUUUUUUAUUGUUUAAUAUUUGAUAUAUUUGUUACGUGAUCGAAUUGAGCAUUAUAAUUAACAGCAUAAAGGUAACUUUUAUUCGUAAUCAAACACAUACAGUUUCCCCUUUAUUCAAAAUUGACGCAAACUAUAGCGUGUAUAGCUUUAAAAAGAAACCGUUCUACAUGUAACAAUACUUACAAAUAAAACAAAAUCAAUGUUUAACCAAACUGAAGAAUAAUGAGUUGGCGAAAAUGAACGCAUCUGAAAUCAACGUUUCAAUCAAUCAAGCUGAAACUUAUCCCCUUGCGCAAUUUGUUGCGUAGGGAAUAUAUUAUAACCUUCCUAAUUAACUAUGUAGGUUUGUCUGUGUGUUACUGUUUUGUAAGCAAGAUAGUUCAAAGGAAAAAAAAACUUAGCACGUACAUUCUUACAAUGAUAAAUUUGUGCAUACAUAUAAUAAAUAAAACUCCAUCCAUUUUCAAGAGUUAUCGAUGAAUUAAUUCUUGAGAAAGCCUAUAUACAUGUCGCAGUAAAAGUUCAUACAAAGUUUUAUAUAAUUGUAUGAGUUUACAAUUAAACACCAUAAAUAAGGAGACUUGAUGUUGCUAAAGAAAAACAUAAAUUUUUUAGACAGCCUUUUUUCUGGUUUUCCACUGUUUUCUUUUUCCUUUAUGGGAGGAACGAUAAUAAUAAUUCUCCGAAUUAGAUUGCUGAACGUAUCUUUGUUGAUUCUUUGUUGAUUUGGUUUUUUUUUUUUUUUUCGUUGUUGAAAUUAUCAUUCAUGAUAAUUAUUUGAUUUUUUGUUAGAGAGAGAGAGAGAGAGAGAGAGAGAGAGAGAGAGAGGAAAUAAAGAAAUUACACACUCGUAAAUGUAAGUAGUUUGAUCAGGAAAUGAAUCAUUUAAUUAUUCAUGUUUAGUAUUUGUAUAUCUCUAAUGAUUUUUAGUGAGCCGUUCCUGUAUUAAGGGAAACAGGGAAGAGUUUUAUGCAAAAAUAGAGAAACAUAAAUUUGAGCAAAUCAAUUUUGUUAUUCAUUUUUAAAGGAAUAAGGAAUGAUUCCUUGGGUAUUGUGAGGUGAUAAUUUGGGUUGAGCGUGAUUAAAUCAAAUAAUAUCCGAAGGGCUUUAUAAUAGAUUUGAUCACGCCCGACCGAAAUUAUUACCUCAUAAUUAAACACAUGCAAAAACACUGAAAAAUGUAAAUAUAUACAAUUAUUAACUCGAUACAUAUAUUUCCAUUCCAGAAUAAAUGACUCUUGAAUCUCAUCAGUAAAAUUCUAUUGCGAUUCUUUAGAUCUCCGUCUCAAGGGAGGACAGAGGUUGUCUACGCAAAUGAGAUUUCCCUACAUCGUGUACAUUUCUGUCAAUAUUUAAGUACAUCUGCAUUUAUGAACAUGUUUAUACAUGUAUAAACUUUUUUGAAAUAAAAGUUUCACAGUCGUUGUCCGAGCAGAGUUAUGGACGCUUU
This is a messenger RNA of Magallana angulata, 3271 nucleotides long. RefSeq lists its product as uncharacterized. Lineage: Eukaryota; Metazoa; Mollusca; Bivalvia; Ostreida; Ostreidae. The transcript is spliced from 4 exons. The coding region runs from base 91 to 837 and encodes 248 amino acids. The record is from RefSeq and is a predicted model, not a curated record.